AAAAAAAAAAACCCUCUCCUUCGUCCUCUCCCAGAUGUUGAAUCAAGUAAUAGUCUCCACAAAGGAAAACCCAUCCCAGUCAGAACGGAAGAGUGCGUAUUAACCUCAAUUCAAGUUCCAUUUUGGGAUUUUGUGAAUCCGAGGACUUUGGGGAUCAUCUCUGCAAAUGGCUCCAAUCUAUCCAAGCGCCAAUUGACCUUAUCCUCGUCGCUUCCGCCGUACGGGAAGACGCUCCCCUUUUCCCAUGGCAACGAUGUCGUAUUUGGAUGUUGAUAGGUUCAAGCUCCCCCCUCUUUCUCUGCCACCGCUCUGCACUUGUCCUUGCCGUCCCAUUUCGUCCCAAUCCCUAAUUAUCCAUCGCCGUUGCUCCAGGCUCAGCCAAAUCCGUCUCGUGUUCUCGAGACGCAAAGCCGUGCUUCGGGUUAGUCAAAACGGCCUCUUGCCUCACCGGCGAGUCAUCACAGCUGUAGCUCAAGCCGAGCCCGACCGGCUUGAUGAAGGGAAUGCGGAAAAGGUGCUUGGGUAUACGGAAGAUGUAAUCUUGGAAUCUCAGCAGAAAGUUAGUCAGUUGAAAAACAGAAUUAUUUUUGGACUUGGCAUUGGGGUAGCCGCUGGUGGUGUUGUCUUGGCUGGAGGAUGGGUUUUCACAGUAGCCUUUGCAGCUGUUGUCUUUGCUGGUGCCCGUGAAUAUUUUGAGUUGGUUCGUAGUCGUGGAAUUACUGAAGGAAUGACCCCUCCUCCUCGCUAUGUGUCACGAGUUUGCUCCAUCAUCUGUGCCCUAAUGCCUAUGUUUAUCAUGUAUCGUGGUCAUAUUGAUGUUUCUGUGACUUCUGCUGCUUUUGUUGUGGCUAUGGCAUUACUGCUACAAAGAGGAAACCCUCGUUUUGCACAGCUAAGUAGUGCCAUCUUUGGGCUGUUCUAUUGCGGCUAUCUUCCUUGCUUUUGGGUGAAGCUUCGGUGUGGUUUAGCAGCUCCAGCUUUGAACACAAGAAUAGGUGCAACAUGGCCUUUUUUUCUUGGUGGUCAAGCCCAUUGGACAGUUGGUCUCGUAGCAACUUUGAUUUCUAUAAGUAGCAUAAUUGCUGCUGAUACAUUUGCUUUUCUUGGAGGCAAGACAUUUGGCAGGACUCCACUUACUAGUAUAAGCCCCAAAAAGACAUGGGAGGGAACUAUUGUAGGCUUCUGUGGGUGCAUACUUACUUCUGUCAUAUUGUCGAAAGUUUUCAGCUGGCCAACAACAUUGUUCAGUGCAAUGGCUUUUGGUGUUCUGAAUUUCUUUGGAUCUGUAUUUGGCGACCUUACUGAAUCUAUGAUUAAACGUGAUGCGGGUGUUAAAGACUCUGGAUCCCUAAUACCUGGUCAUGGUGGAAUACUAGACAGGGUGGACAGUUAUGUAUUCACAGGAGCACUUGCCUAUUCUUUCAUCAAAACCUUUCUACCGCUAUAUGGAGUAUGACAGUGAAGAGAAUUUGAAAUGUUGCUUUGCAUGACUCUGGGAAACUCGUGGAUAUUUUCCAAUGGGGCCAAGAAACAUGAAGCAUCACGUAAAUUUGGAUCAAGAUGUUGAGUGGAAAGGAUAGAAAAUUUUGAGGAUCAUGGGAACAAAAAACACCAGGUUUUUUCUUAUUUCCUCAACCUCAGUCCUCAGUUAAAAUCUGCAUUUCUUCUCUUCCAUUAUGCUUCCACAUUUGUAUGAAAUCGCAGGUUCGACAGCUGACCAGAUAUAUAUAUAUGUGUGUGUGUGUGUGUAUCGGCGAGUUUUGCAUCCGCUUUUGUUCUUAAUUGUAAAUAAUCAUAAUUGACUUUCAAAAGAACAAGGGCACAGCUGGCUGUGGUUUGUGUCAUUAGUAUUUAUUAUUCAAGUCCAAAGUUAGAAUUUCAGCAUUUUUAGUUAACAGCAGGAACUAUUUAGCAGGAUGUGCAUGGAAUUUUUAACAUAUUCUUACACCCCGAA
Molecule: messenger RNA, 1954 nt
Organism: Prosopis cineraria
Lineage: Eukaryota; Viridiplantae; Streptophyta; Magnoliopsida; Fabales; Fabaceae
Product: phosphatidate cytidylyltransferase 4, chloroplastic
Exons: 7
Coding region: 245-1456 (403 amino acids)
Cellular component (GO): membrane
Molecular function (GO): transferase activity, transferring phosphorus-containing groups
Source: RefSeq, a predicted model, not a curated record